Molecule: messenger RNA, 727 nt
Organism: Eleginops maclovinus (Patagonian blennie)
Lineage: Eukaryota; Metazoa; Chordata; Actinopteri; Perciformes; Eleginopidae
Gene: rps24
Product: ribosomal protein S24
Exons: 5
Coding region: 91-486 (131 amino acids)
Biological process (GO): translation
Cellular component (GO): ribosome
Molecular function (GO): structural constituent of ribosome
Source: RefSeq, a predicted model, not a curated record
GCGUGCCCACUCAAUUUUCUGCAGGCUUUUAUCCGGCCGCCUGCUGGUCCUUCCUCCUUUUCUACGUCCCUGAGCGAGGCCGGCGUCAAGAUGAAUGACACAGUGACAGUCAGGUCCAGAAAGUUCAUGACGAACCGGCUGCUUCAGAGGAAGCAAAUGGUCGUAGAUGUCCUGCAUCCCGGAAAGGCAACAGUCCCCAAGACUGAAAUCAGGGAGAAACUCGCCAAGAUGUACAAGACCACCCCUGAUGUUGUGUUCGUUUUUGGCUUCAGGACUCAGUUUGGCGGUGGCAAGACAACAGGCUUUGCCAUGGUUUACGACUCCUUAGACUACGCAAAGAAGAAUGAACCCAAACACAGACUGGCCAGACAUGGUCUCUAUGAGAAGAAGAAGACCUCAAGGAAACAGCGCAAGGAACGCAAGAACAGAAUGAAGAAAGUACGAGGCACCAAGAAGGCCAGUGUUGGCGCUGCUGGCAAAAAGUGAGCCUGGACUGCCUGGGAGGGACUCGGUGCUCAAGAUGUUCUUGUAUAUUGUCAUCCAAUAAAAAUUUGGGAAAAAAUGUUUGGGUCCAAGUGUAUUUUCUUAAAACAACCAUUUAUUUCUGAGACCUAUGUUUCAGAAAUAAAUGGGUGUAUCUCUGUAAAUGCCUAUAGCAAGCAGGACCUCACUGGCACCCUAUUACUUCUAAAAGUAUUUUUUGUCUUAACUGUUACUUAUUGCAUUU